CAUACGAGUUUUAGUGUUAUGUGCUAAUCAGCAAAAACUUUGUGGAUGGACCUCCGCGUUUUCGCGAAACUGGCCUGGCAAUUUGAAACCGAAACUUUGGCGCCGACACGGCGUUCUUUUUAGUUCUGAGUCGAAGCAAUCGUUGUUGUCGGUUGCUGGACCAGAAGCGUGGACGCCCAGAUGGAGAGCGCCAUCUCCGCCUUCUGCCAAUCCCUCGCCGCCUUCUGUCAUCACGUCGACACCGCCUCCAAAUCCCUCUCCGACUCCAUCCAACGCCGCCCGAUUCCCCUCGAUUCGGCUGCAUCCGCCUUCUUGCAAUCAGUCGAUCGACGGAUCUCCUCAGCCAGCGCCGACUUCGACCUCCUCGAGUCCAUGGCCUUCGGCACGGUCUCCUUCGAGGAGCUCCUCGGCCACUGCAACGAGGUCUUCAAGAACAACCAGAGAUACAUCGCCGACCUCGAGGAGAGGAUGCAGAGUUUAGGAUACGUCCCUGAGGUAGAGUUGGAAGAUGACGAGGUUUUGGAUGAUUCGAAGUUUAUGAGUCCUGUGAGUGGAUUUCAGAAACCUUCCUUUGAGUUUGUCUCGGUUUCUGUUGUUCGGUCGAGCAGGAAGAGGCUAGAGGAGGAUUCCUUAUUUGAGGAUUCCAUUUCCUUGCAAAAUCUUGGUCUUUCAGAUGCUGGUCUGGCAACUUUAGCUUCAGAAGCAGGCAAUGACACAGAUGACAGAGGUCUUUCAACCAUGAAAAAAAAUUCAGGAGAAACAAUGAGUUAUUGUAAUGACAUAAUAUCUGACAAGAUGACUUUGCCUGGAUAUUCAAAACAAGCCCUGAAUGCUUCAGAUUCAUACAAUGAUGAAAUUCCAGUUAUCAGAAAUAUUGCCAAAGCUAUAGUGUGUGCAUCUAGAGAUGACUAUGAUGACCUGCCUGCUUUCAUGAAAAGUCUGGUAUCAUGGGAGGAGUUGCAGGAAGCUGUGGUCAAGAUUAAUUCUUUCCUCUCUGAACAUAAGCACAAUGAUGUGUUUAACCAAGAUGAGAUUGAAAAAAUGGGGCUCGGGCGAAAAGCAAGAUCUUACUUGUUACUUCUUCUGAGGAUGAAUCAGUUUGUUGCGGAGACAAUCGACAACUCUAUAUUCUACAGAGUUCACCCUGUUUGCUCGUAGAUUUGUCAUUGGUGAAGUUUCGCCCAAAAUAUUAUCAAUGAAUCAGGUUGCUUUAUGAUUGUUAUAUUCAGGUAAUCAAUCUAGGAACUAUUAUAUGACAGGGUUUGCUAUCUAGUAUGCAUCUCCACGAGAGAGGCUCAUUGUUUUUGUAAAAAUUUUGAAGUAGCAAAUAUAUUGCUCAUCGUAUUUUCCAA
Messenger RNA from Zingiber officinale, 1352 nucleotides. RefSeq lists its product as uncharacterized. The record is from RefSeq and is a predicted model, not a curated record. Gene Ontology annotation, cellular component: outer kinetochore. Gene Ontology annotation, biological process: chromosome segregation. Lineage: Eukaryota; Viridiplantae; Streptophyta; Magnoliopsida; Zingiberales; Zingiberaceae. The coding region runs from base 181 to 1158 and encodes 325 amino acids. The transcript has 9 exons.